UACCUGCAUCGCCAUCCAUCCAUACUCCUACCCCGACCCGCAUAUGAAUUCCACUGUCGCAUUACCAAUUCUGAUACGUAAAGACAAAUUUUAAAUACCAAAAUAACCAAAAUCUCACUUAAAAUUAGUCACUAAAAACAUUAAAUGGCUCCACCUUCAAGUGCUGAAAUUCGGGAAGGAGACUACACCAAAGCUAUUUAUUCUUUGAUCAAAGAGCAGCAAUUUAAGGACGCCAUACUCGUUUUGGAGGACCAGUUAGAAUUUCAUCCCAAUAGUCGUGCAGCAUUAUCGUUACUUGGCUAUUGCUACUUUUACUGCCAAGAUUUUACAAAUGCAACCCUGGCAUACGAGCGACUUUUGUACUUGUUUCCCAAAGCUGAAGAAUAUCGACUUUAUUACGCCCAGUCUCUGUAUCAUGCGUGUCUCUACAAUGAAGCGAUGGAUGCGACGUGUCAAAUAGAAAAUGCAGAAUUCCAGGGAAAGAUAUUAAAGCUCCAGGCAGCAAUUAAGAACGGAGCAGACGAGCUAGCAGAUGCCAAGACCUUGGUCGAUAAGUGUCCAAAGGACGACCCUGACACAGAGAUCAACAGAGGCUGUCUUUUAUACAAGGAAGGUCGAUAUGACGAAGCUCUACAAAGAUUUAAUGCGGCUUCUCAAGUGAUUGGUUAUGACCCGCACUGUUCAUACAACAUGGCACUGACGCAUUAUCGACUCCAGAAUAUUCCGAUGGCUGCAAAACAUAUUGCCGACAUAAUUCAAAAUGAGGUGAGUCAACAUCCGGAAAUGGGAGUGGGAGUCAUGACAGAAGGAAUUGAGCUCCCGAGCGUUGGCAACACUUUGACUCUACACGACACUGCAUUCAUUGAAGCUUUCAACUUGAAGGCCGCCUUCGAGUUCGACAUUCAAAAUCCGAAAGGAGCUCGUGAAGCUUUGACAGACAUGCCGCCCAGAAAUGAGGACGAACUGGAUGCAAUUACAUUGCACAAUCAAGCAAUUCUAAACAUGGAAAAUAAUCCAACGGAAGGAUUUGAAAAACUGCAGUUUCUUUUAUCACAAAAUCCAUUUCCACCGGAAACAUUCCAAAACCUUUUACUACUCUACUGCAAAUAUGAAUGCUAUGAUCUAGCAGCAGACGUAUUGGCGGAUUAUGCUCAUCUUACGUACAAGUAUUUAACACCGUUCAUGUACGACUUGUUUGAUGCAAUGAUUACUCAACAAACUUCACCAGAAGAAGGAUACAGAAAGUUGGACGAAUUAUCCAAUAAAACGGCGGAAGCGUUACGAAAACUGACCAAGCAGGUGACCGAGUCAAAGGGAGUUGGUCAAGAUGCUGUUGCAAGCAAGCUUUGUACAGAAUAUGAUGAAAUGCUAGCAAGCAAAUACAUUCCGGUGUUGAUGUCGCAAGCAAAAAUAUUUUGGGAUAAGGAAAACUAUGCGCAGGUGGAAAAAAUCUUUAGAAAAUCCGUCGAAUUUUGUAAUGAGGUGGAUGUGUGGAAACUCAACGUUGCACAUGUCAUUUUUAUGCAAGAGAAUAAGUUUCGAGAAGCUGCAAGUUUCUAUGAAGCAAUCGUAAAGAAGAGUUAUGCUCACGUCCUUGAUGUAAGUGCCAUUGUCCUUGCAAACCUGUGCGUAUCUUACAUCAUGACGGGCCAAAACGAAGAGGCUGAAGAACUAAUGAGAAAAAUUGAGAGAGAGGAAGAACAAGUUGCGUUUGAUAAUCCGGAGCAGAAACUGUUCCACUUGUGCAUAGUUAACAUGGUUAUCGGGACCCUGUACUGUGCCAAGGGGAACUACGACUUUGGAAUUUCUAGAAUUAUCAAAAGUUUAGAACCAUACAGCAAAAAACUUGGAACUGACACUUGGUUUUAUGCCAAGCGUUGUUUUCUGUCUAUGUUGGAGAAGGGGGCCAAGCACACCACAAAUGUACGAGACAACGUUUAUCAAGACUGUAUCCAGUUUUUGCAACAUUGCGAAUCGUUUGGCAGAAAUGUGAAAACGUUGAUAGAGUCGCCAUUGGAGGACUCGCCUCUCCACCUCGGCAAGAACACCGUGACCUACGAAUCUCGCCUCCUUAAAUCCCUCCUUCUUCGUGUUCUCCAGUAAAUAGCGCAAUAAAACUAAACAUUUCACGUGCGGCGUCAAUUUCUACAAAUGAGACAAUUUCUCUAAAUAUGAGAAACUAAUGUGGAAAUGUCUCAAUAUCUCAAUUUGCCCAUCAUAUAAUUUCGUAGUAUGUCUCAAGUUUCCUUUCUAUCAGUCUUACAGUACAAUACAAUAAUUUAUUGUGAAUAAAAUAUGAUAAAAUUAGGAACCAAUGUUUUUUAAGUAUGAAACUACAAGUAGUGCAAUAAAACCAUCCAAAUUUAUGGUCAAACGGUCAUGUGAUGCUGAAAUUUGAGAAAAUCUGCUUUCACUUUGUGCAUGCAUAGCCGACUAUUUCAUUGCUGUUUGGGGCAUACGGAGCCUUCGACCGCCUUGCUUCGUAAGCCGGUCGCUCUUUCGUUCGCGUCUUCUUGUGUGAUCUAAAAACCACUCACUCAAAAUCGAAAUAUUAUUUCUCGAGAACAGUAAAUAAUUUAAUUACAAUUAUUUAAAAACAAAUUUCAACGUUCUUUCUAUAAAA
Messenger RNA from Folsomia candida, 2623 nucleotides. It is a transcript of the gene Ttc30, whose product is annotated as tetratricopeptide repeat protein 30A. Gene Ontology annotation, cellular component: axonemal microtubule; intraciliary transport particle B. Bases 145 to 2103 code for a protein of 652 amino acids. The transcript has 13 exons. Gene Ontology annotation, biological process: intraciliary transport. NCBI's taxonomy places the organism in Eukaryota, Metazoa, Arthropoda, Collembola, Entomobryomorpha, Isotomidae. The record is from RefSeq and is a predicted model, not a curated record. Gene Ontology annotation, molecular function: protein binding; intraciliary transport particle B binding.